Messenger RNA from Rubroshorea leprosula, 1751 nucleotides. Lineage: Eukaryota; Viridiplantae; Streptophyta; Magnoliopsida; Malvales; Dipterocarpaceae. The record is from the annotation of a GenBank genome assembly.
GAAAUGGUGGCGGGACUAAACCUGUUUUAUGCAAAAGUAAGUAUGACUGAUUUGAAGUGAAAUUUUUAUGCUUUUCAUUAAAUUGAGCAUGCCUACUUGAAAUUUAAUUGAUUGUCCUGAUGAUUUGAAAGUGAUUGGAAGCGAAACCGAGGACGGGGAAUCACGGGAAGUGACGAGUUAGAAGGCUAGUCCUUUCGAGAUUGAUAUAGAUUUUAGAAAUAAAUCAUGAUCUUGUAAACUCGACUUUAUUAGAGAUUUAUGAUAUUAUAGCAAAUUAUAAAAUUUGAUCUUCAGAUUUUGAUGAAUGUAUAAGGCAUCCAUGCACUCGUUCAUUCAUUCAUGAUUCAUAUAUCCAUUGGAUGCUUAUCCGUUUUGUGGCAGAGUUCAAGAGUGGCGCAGCGGAAGCGUAGUAAGCUAUGUUCUGAUCAUGGAGAGUUGGUAAAGCAUUUGUUUGUCUUGGAUUGUGUGAAGCCAUUCACCAGUUUAGAUGGUCCUCAAUUUGAGUUUUGGGGACAAAACUCUUUUUUAGGAGGGCCGCCCAAUUCUGCUCUUUUUCUUCUUCUUUCCCGUCCCCUGCAGCUCCCGAAAGCCCCCAAGCUACCGGCAACAAUUUUCUUGAGGAAACCGGUAGGAAGCUUGAUUUUAUCCUUCUUUUCUUGUUCAAGAACAAGAUUUAGGAGCUUGAAAUCUUCCCCCCUCUGCAGAAAUUCCAGAUCUGCUCGGUUUCUCCCCUCCCCUGUCUGCAAGUUGCAGCUUGUGGGUGCGAAAUUCUGGGCUUUUCGAAUUUCUCCUUCCAUGCCACCGGCCUUUCCCCAAAUUGUAGCUCCGGCCUUGCUUGCUGGAUUUAUGGUUCCUAAUUGUUCUGUCAGUUUAGCACUGAGAUUGAGUCUUCGGCUUUAUGCGAUUUGAGGUAAGUAGAUUAUGGAAAUGCCCUUCAAUUUUAAAGCAUGUUUUGACUUGUUUUUGAAAUGGUGGCGGGACUAAAUCCGUUUUAUGCAAAAGUAAGUAUGACUGAUUUGAAGUGAAAUUUUUAUGCUUUUCAUUAAAUUGAGCAUGCCUACUUGAAAUUUAAUUGAUUGUCCUGAUGAUUUGAAAGUGAUUGGUGAAUUAUGAUUUUUCUGUUAACUUCUGCCUGUUUUGUCUCCGAUGUGGUCAUGUUAUUAGUGACCUUGCUAGCGGAGGUUAUAAACGCUAGCACAUGUCGACAUGUUUACUGAUAUGACUGGUAAAUUCUGACGCCUGCCAGUGGGUGUUAUACGCUGGCCAUGACUUAUAGAGGAGACGUCUACUUCAUUCCCGUACUGUAUCCGUUUUUCAUGAUUACACUUGUUGGCAUGCCAUAAGUUUAAUAAGGGGCACUCCAUAUUUUACUUACUGAGUUUAUCUCAUAGUUUUUCCUAGUUUAUCUCAUAGUUUUUCCUUGUCCACCAUUUCAGGAAGCGAAACCAAGGACGGGGAACCACGGGAAGUGACGAGUUAGAAGGCUAGCCCUUUCGAGAUUGAUAGAGAUUUUAGAAAUAAAUCAUGAUCUAGUAAACUCGACUUUAUUGGAGAUUUAUGAUAUUAGAGCAAAUUAUAAAAUUUGAUUUUCAGAUUUUGAUGGUAUCAGAUUGUGAUAUGAUUAAGUUCCAAGCCUUGUGCAUUUGUGAGACCCUCUCACGAGUGCAUGGCAUUUGUCGCGCCUCGGAUUUGGGUUAUAGGGCGUGACAUUCCCUCAACACAAUUUAUCGUUAUAAAAGACAUCCACGUUU